AGUCAGCGUCAGUUUCGCUUCGCUCAUUCACUUUUCAUCCGUUGGCGGUGUCGGUUGAGUCGGUCGUGUUGGUCGUGUGGACGGUUGUUGAGUUGCUCUUUUUUAUUUGUUAAUUAAUUUGCGUGCACAGCCGUACAGAUUUUUUUGAAAAGUUUAUCGUUGCAUAUAAAGUGCGCUUCCUUUGAAACUUUUAUGUGAUAAGCCAAGUAAUUAGAAAAGCUAGAACCGGCAACAAAAGGUCAAACAAGCAGUAAGAGGAGACAACAAGGAAGCGCUACAGUUGCAAAUAUACCUAAACUUAUUGCUAUAAAUAUGGCUAGUGUGGAUACGAGCUUUAUACCCGAUCUGCCAGUGAGCGGACCCUUAUCGGUUUAUCGCAAACGCGCCAAUUUUGACUGGAAGCGUUUGCGUUUAAUCUUCGAAAAGGAGCAGGCACUGCGUAUAAAGUACAAUGUAUGGCGUCGUCUGGAAAAUGAUCCUCUCUUUGCACACGCUUCCCGCACGCUGCCAAUGGAUGAGCAGAAGCGUCUGGCGGCCAUGCAAGUGAACAAGAUGAGGGAACUGGAACUGGUUCCCAAGGAAAUUGAAAGUUUGAGCUUUUCGGCCAAGACAAAGUGCUUGAUGAACAUCAAUGAGGCAUUGGCCAGCUACUCAUCCAGUCUCUCCGUGAAGAUUGCUCUCGGCGUGGGCCUGUUUAACAAUGCGAUUCGCGCCAUGGGAACGGAGAAGCAUACGAAGUACAUUGAGGCUGCCUGGAAUAGGGAAAUCAUUACCUGUUUGGCCGUAACGGAAGUAUCGCACGGCAGCAACACGAAACGUAUUCGGACAACGGCCACGUAUGAUCCCAGCACUCAGGAGUUUGUGGUCAAUACGCCGGACUUUGAGGCGGCCAAGUGUUGGGUGGGAAAUCUGGGCAAAAUGGCCACUGUGGCCAUGACAUUUGCCAAUCUCAUUACGGCGGAUGGUGAGAAUCAUGGACUGCACGGCUUCCUCAUACCCAUUCGUGAUCCCAAGACCUUGCUCUCGUAUCCGGGCGUCCUUGUGGGUGACAUUGGCGAGAAGAGUGGCCUAAAUGGCAUCGAUAACGGAUUUGUGGUCUUUACCAACUAUCGCAUUCCACUUGACAAUCUAUUGAAUCGCACUGGCAACGUCACGCCCGAAGGCGUCUAUGAGAGCGUCUUCGCCGAACCCGGCAAAGCUCUCGGAGCUGCCUUGGAAAGCUUCUCGGCCGGACGCAUUGGCAUCAUGCAGGAGUCGGCCAAUACUCUUUGCAGCGCCGCUGUCAUUGCGGUCCGUUAUGCCGCAGUUCGCAAGCAAUUUGGCCCGGAACGUCAGGGCGAGGAGAUGGCCAUACUCGAGUAUCAAUUGCAUCAAUAUCGCAUAUUCCCGUAUCUGGCUGCCGCCUGUGUGCAAAAGAUUGCCGUCGGGGAGUUGACCAACACUUAUCUGGAGAUCAUAGCACGCUCCCAGGCGGACUCCAAUGGAUUCGAUGUGCUGACGCAGAAUGCGGCGGAGAUUCAUGCCAUCAUUUCGGCAUCGAAGCCGCACAUUACGUGGUCAGCACGUGACGCCAUCCAGGAGGCACGUGAGGCAUGUGGCGGACACGGAUAUUUGCGUGCCGCCAAGCUGGGACAGAUGCGCACCGAUCACGAUCCCCUGUGCACCUAUGAGGGGGAUAACAAUGUGCUUGGCCAACAGGCGUCCAACUGGCUGCUGCGCCAAUGGAACGCCAAAGAGCUGGAGACGCCAAUUGGUAGCAUCAAGUUCUUGGAGCAGCGUCAACAGUUGCUCAAGUUGCAGUACGCACAGCUGGUGCAGCAGAGUCCACUGGACAGCUGGGAAUUUGCUUUGACCAGUUACGAGUGGUUGUUGUGCCAUCUCAUGUCCCACACGAGUGCCCACAUUGAGGCACAGUUGACAGCUGGCGUGCAUCGUUUUGAGGCACGCAACAACUCGCAAGUGGCAGGUGCCAAGGAACUCUCUUUGGCCUAUGCCGAGUACUUUGCAUUGAGUCGCUUUGUCGGUCACGUCCGUCAGUUGAAUGUGGAGGAAUCUUAUGCUCGAGUGUUGCGUCUGUUGUACGAUGUUUAUGCCAUGUGGUUGCUGGAGAAGCACAUGAGAACCUUCUAUGUGGGCGGCUUUGCUGUAGGUCCGGAUUUCUCGCAGGCAGUGCAGCAGCGUUUGCUGCAAAGCUGCGCCCAGCUCAAGGAUGUGGCUGUGAGUGUGGCGGAUGCCAUUGCUCCGCCGGACUUUGCCCUCAACUCGGUCAUUGCCAAGGCCGAUGGACUGCUCUAUGAGAAUUUGCAGAACGAAUUUAUGACCAAUGCGGGCGCCUUCCAGCGACCCGAUUGGUGGCGUGACGUCAUCAUUCCACAGUCCCAGGAAAAAUCAAAGCUAUAAGGGAACUUAAACGCUUGAGGGAGAGGAAUAGAACGACAAGUGCCUGGGCAGAUCGCAUAGAUCAGCCACACAAUUUACACUAAUCGUAUUUAUUGUUAUAGCUCCAUAUCACAUGCGAUAUUACAACAAUCAUCCUAUUAAUCGAUAACUAUCGAUAGUAUGUUCGAUAGUAUGUUGACUAUGCAUUGUUUUAUAUGUAUCCUCCAUUACAAAUUCCAUUCUUAACAGAAGUUUGUCAAUAAUCGAUAUUAAAUCGAUUAAGAGUACUAUCGAUUACUAUAGCACUGUCAUUAUCAUUACCAUUUUGUUAUUGUUAGCUAGCUGCAAAACUAUUAUAAAUGCAUAUUGUGUAGCACUGAUUAUUACUAUCGAUAUUUUCGAUAUUUGCAACUUUAAUUAUUCAAACAAUGGAGUGUGAAUUGUUUCAUUUUGUUCCUUAACUAGAAAUCAAGACUUGAUUUCAAUUGUAUUAAAUAUGUAUAUGUAUUAUCGUAAGAAACUUGUAUUAUAUAGAAAAAAAACAUUGUGCACUCUAAUAUAUAUAUAAAUUUGUACACACCAAUAUAUCGUUUACAAUUGUUGUCACUCUUUAGUAGGAAUUGUUUGUGGAAAAUGUUUACAUUUUUCAAAUAAAUACAUAUAAAAAAGAUCGACUUUCGGCUGUUAACGAA
Drosophila innubila is the source of this 3071-nucleotide messenger RNA. RefSeq names its product peroxisomal acyl-coenzyme A oxidase 3. Gene Ontology annotation, biological process: fatty acid beta-oxidation using acyl-CoA oxidase; lipid homeostasis. Gene Ontology annotation, cellular component: peroxisome. Gene Ontology annotation, molecular function: fatty acid binding; pristanoyl-CoA oxidase activity; FAD binding. The transcript is spliced from 6 exons. NCBI's taxonomy places the organism in Eukaryota, Metazoa, Arthropoda, Insecta, Diptera, Drosophilidae. The coding region runs from base 313 to 2400 and encodes 695 amino acids. The record is from RefSeq and is a predicted model, not a curated record.